AUGUUCAAACAUGCAUUACAAGCUGUUGCAUACCUCAGCGAAGACAAAAUCACUGCCAAAGUGGAGCUCUUGAAGAAAACAUUCACGUGGACGGAUGCUGAGGUGGGCAUUGCUGUUUCUAAGGGUCCAGCAGUGUUGUCCAGGACUAAAGAAUCGCUGCAGCGCAGGUCCGAGUUCCUUAUCUCCGAGUUGGGAUUGGAACCAGCAUACAUUGCUUAUCGUCCAGCAUUGCUCACUUAUAGUCUAGAGGGCCGGCUCAGGCCCCGGUACUACAUUGUAAAGUUUCUUAAGGAAAAUGGAUUGCUCAAGUGUGACCCAAACUACUAUACUGUUUUUAAGGAGUCCGACAUGACAUUCAAGAAGAAGUUCAUACACCCUCAUAAGGAAGCUGUACCACACCUUGAAAAAGACUACGAUGCUGCUUGCAAAGGGGAAGUGCCCACUAAUUUCAGAUUCACAUAA
This is a messenger RNA of Triticum turgidum subsp. durum (durum wheat), 462 nucleotides long. The record is from the annotation of a GenBank genome assembly. Lineage: Eukaryota; Viridiplantae; Streptophyta; Magnoliopsida; Poales; Poaceae.